AUCAAAGGAUGAUGAAGAACUUGGCGCGGGGCACAUUCGAGCCAACCAGCAUAGUAGUCGUCCGUCCGCUGGAUGCUGUGCAGCCUGUGCCUGUCAGCGGUGAGAACGUGCCGCUGCAGGAAGUGGUGUACUUAACCGACGAUGCACUCCCUCCCCGCUCUCGCCACGUUCUUCAACAAUGCUUCCGCUCGUUUAUACUUUCAUAUUUAUCUUCUUGCUAUCUACUGUCAAGGCAUCAUCGGCAUGGAGCACGACACCGUACAGCCCCGCGGCCGUCCCUCUCGUCGUCCGCUCGCCCUAUCUGUCCGCGUGGCUCCCUCAGGGCGGAGGAACUGCACUUAAUGGUGGAUGGCCUAAUUUCUGGAAUGGCGAUAUCCUCGGCUGGGCUGGCUUUGUGAAUGUCGAUGGAACAUCCUACAAUUUCCUGGGAGUCCCAGCUGUCGCUGACACGUCGUUUGGCAAGUCUACCCAGCAAAGUUUAAUAAUGACAGCUACCAAGAGCGAGUUUGUCAUGACUGCCGGAGCUGUUGAUCUCACCAUCACGUUCCUGACCCCCAUAGAGCCGGGCGAUAUAGUCAAUAUGUCCUUGCCAUUUGCGUACAUGGCAAUGUCUGUGACGCCUACUGACAAUAACAAUCACUCGGUGCAAGUCUACACGGACAUCAGUGCUGAAUGGCUCUCAGGCAACGAUAGCAUGAUUGUGAACUGGACGACAACUGUCGACAGCAUGAUCAUUCAUCAGUCUCAGCUGGAGAACCAGACCCUUUUCGCUGACGUGGCUGAUCGUAUCCAACAGGGUUCGUCAUACUUUGCGGCCUUGAACACAUCCGGAACCACGUAUCAGACUGGAAGAGACAUCGAUGUCCGCGCGCAGUUCAUCAACCACAGUGUUCUUGCCAACACCCUGGACACCAACUUCCGAGGCAUAUCAGAUGACUGGCCAGUUUUUGCACUCGCCCAUGACUUCGGGUCCAUUUCGAGUCCGUCAGACACGUUCGUCGUCGCUAUCGGGCAUGCCCGAGACCCAGCUGUCCAGUAUAUCACUGCAAACGGCGACAUGCAGGAUCGGAGCUCUCUUUUCUGGAGCCAGUAUUCUACUGCAGCAGACGCAAUCUCUACUUUCCUUCAGGACUACCCAAACGCUGUGGCACGCGCAGCCGCAUUUGAUUCAAAAGUUCUCGCGGACGCGUCUAACAACGCAUUCCCUCCUAAUUAUGCUCCCAUUGUUGAGUUAUCAAUCAGGCAGGCAUUCGGAGGCGUGGAGUAUACAAUUUCGAAAGACAGCUCUGGCGCGUAUAAUACCUCCGAUGUCACAGCUUUCGUGAAAGAGAUCUCCAGUUCUGAGCACAUUAGUACUGUCGACGUCAUAAUGCCGAUGUGGCCGACGCUUCUGUACACAAAUUCGACCAUUGGGAAAAUGCUGCUGCUGCCACUCCUGGAGUAUCAAGCGUCUGGACAGUAUCCAAGUCAGUUUGCCUGCCAUGACCUUGGGGCUGCAUAUCCGAAGGCAACCGGAUGGCCAACAGGCGGUGACGUCGAGAUGCCGAUUGAAGAGACCGGCAAUAUGCUGAUCAUGACGCUCAGCUAUACGCAAUCCACAAAGGAUACCUCGCUCGUGACUACCUACUACAAGCUGCUCCAGCAAUGGGCUUCUUAUCUGAAGGACAACACACUCACCCCAGCAAACCAGAAUAGCACAGAUAACUUCGCAGGUCCCCUUGCUAACCAGACCAAUCUUGCCAUCAAAGGUAUCAUUGCCUUGAAGGCUAUGGCUGAAAUGGCUGCAGUGGUUGGGGAUUCGACAACGAGCUCGAGUUAUAAUUCUACUGUGACUUCAUAUCUGCAACAAUGGCAAGAACUGGCUACAGCACCAGCCUCGCAGCAUCUCGUUCUCAACUAUGGUGAUCCAUCGAGUUGGGGGCUUACUUACAAUAUGUACGCGGAUAAGCUGCUGAAUACCAACAUUAUCCCAAGCUCAGUGUAUGAGAUGCGUAAGGAAACUUCUUGGUAUUCCUCAAUUUUGAACGGCAGUGCUUGGGGAGUGCCGUUAGACACGCGGCAUAACUAUGUCCUAACAGGAUGGGAAAUGUGGACAGCGGCCUUCAUGACAGACUCGGCAGUGAAGGACUCGUUCAUCAACUUCGUGCAUUUGUAUGCGUCCAACUUGCUGAACAGCGAACCAUUUGGAGACUGGUACGACACCGUUGAUGGAGAUACCGAGUCCGGUUUUAAAGCGCGUCCGGUUGUGGGCGCUCAUCUUGCCUUACUGGCUCUGCCUUCGACUACGUCUUCGAGCUCGACGACAACCACUGCUACUAGUACGUCGUCAACAAGUACGAGUUCCAGUACUUCAAGCAAGUCUUCUUCGGCGACUACUAGCGCGGCUCUGCCGACGCACGUACUAGUGCUCACCUUGGCGGUGGCGGUGCUUCUUGGCGUUUUUGUGCCUUGCUAGGCAGCGUCUCAAAAGCUGCUUUGAUCUCAGUGGAUUGUUUCGUCCUUACUGGAAAUGCGGUGCUGGCGCUCAGUCAUACGCGCGCCUGCCAGCGUGUGGCAAGAUAGCUCCUGCAGCUGUCUUUGUUACUUUAUACCUUUACACAGGACCCUCUUUGGAACACUGCUAUUGUGUACAUCUUGGUAUAUUUAUUAUAUGGUUGCCUUUCAAUCCAUUGGAAACGC
Laetiporus sulphureus 93-53 is the source of this 2679-nucleotide messenger RNA. Its product is annotated as DUF1793-domain-containing protein. The transcript is spliced from 21 exons. Bases 179 to 2455 code for a protein of 758 amino acids. The record is from RefSeq and is a predicted model, not a curated record. Lineage: Eukaryota; Fungi; Basidiomycota; Agaricomycetes; Polyporales; Laetiporaceae.